AUUCUAGUCCAACUGAUAUCCAGAAACAAGGGAUUGCAGCAGCUCUCAGAGGGUGUGAUGUACUGGGAGCUGCCAAGACAGGAUCUGGAAAAACUCUUGCAUUCCUGAUACCUGUCAUUGAAACACUGUGGAGGCAAAAGUGGUCAUCCAUUGAUGGAAUGGGAGCACUGAUCAUAUCCCCAACAAGAGAAUUGGCUUACCAAACAUUUGAAGUUAUUGUCAAAGUUGGAAGCAGACAUGAUUUAUCUGCUGGAUUGGUCAUUGGAGGAAAGAAUCUUAAAGAGGAACAAAGUAGAAUCAGUAAGACAAAUAUUGUUGUGUGUACUCCUGGGAGACUACUUCAGCACAUGGACGAAACACCUAAUUUUGAGUGCGCCUCUCUUCAAGUACUUGUGUUGGACGAAGCAGAUAGAAUACUUGACAUGGGGUUUGCCUCRACAUUAAAUGCAAUCAUUGAGAAUCUACCGACAGAGAGGCAGACAUUACUAUUUUCUGCAACACAAACAAAGUCAGUUAAGGAUCUGGCAAGACUAAGCUUAAAG
This is a messenger RNA of Actinia tenebrosa (Australian red waratah sea anemone), 542 nucleotides long. RefSeq names its product putative ATP-dependent RNA helicase DDX10. Gene Ontology annotation, molecular function: nucleic acid binding; RNA helicase activity; ATP binding. Lineage: Eukaryota; Metazoa; Cnidaria; Anthozoa; Actiniaria; Actiniidae. The record is from RefSeq and is a predicted model, not a curated record.